AUGGUACUGAAAAGCAUGAAGAUCUCAACAGUGAUGAAAUGUGUCCAAGGAAGCCCAUGCUCUCUUCAUUUAAACAUUAAAGGAACUCUGAGUCUGGAUGAAAAUAUCCGUGGGCUGGAAAUAUGUUCUCUUUCACUGGACACACAGCAAUCUCAGUGCACGAACGUGAGAUUUGCUAGGAAAAAAAGCAAGAUGCUUAAUGGAAAGAAGGUACAGGUACAAUUCAAUUGCAUUGAAGUCAAUGUAGCACAACACAUCUACGUGACCAUGAAAACAGUACCAAAUUACUGUGAAGUCAAGCUGAGUCAGGAAUACUACGUUGAAGAUUGCAGAAACAGUGAUGUGGGAAAACAUAUUUCAGCUUGUUCGGCUGGAAUGUUUGAUUAUAAUGUAGACAGGACAAGGAAAAUUAUAUCAGUGAAUGUAUCCAACUUUCUUCGAGAUCAAGAUUAUUACGUUCGUCUGUGCCACAAAUGGUUUACCUGUGAAGAUGUAGGGGCAUUUGCUGUGAUAAAAGGGAAGGAAUCUUUAAAAUCUGUUUCUCUGAAAUAUUCUCAGCUACUCCCUUGUCUUUGCAUUGAGGGUUGGCUGGCAGUUCCAGAUGCAAGGAGGAUACAGCUUUGCCCCUUUGAAAAUGAUACAAAGGUGCUAUGGGAUAAUAUUGUUUACAACCCAGCGACACAAACCCUAGCUUGGGAGCCAGCCUGUCCUGUGCUUGUCACGGUUAACCUAUGCAGGUUAAUGAAGCCUAAUGACCACUGUGAAGAUAUACAAAACUCUUCAAAAAAUUCUACUGAGAAAGUUAAAUAUUCUCGUGUGGACACUCACCCAAGACUUUGCAUGAAGUUUACAACCAAGCAAGGCUUUUGGGUUAAAUGUCCAUUUGCUCAUGGAGAAUUUCCAGCUUGGAAAAUGAGAACUGCUGCAGCUGCAGAACAAAUACAAGUUUUCUUCACAUCCCAAACCAAGGCACAGUUCUCAGUGCUUGUGUGUAACAGGACGCAGCUGGCCUCAUGUGAAUCUGUUGGGAAGCACCAUUCAGUCUCUGUGGGAGAUUCUGUAUCAAUCACUAUGUCACAGGAAAUGUGUGGGUCAACAAUUUGCAUUCAGGGCUGGAGGACAGAUGUAGAUUAUUCAGUUCCACUGCAGAUCUGUGAUAUCCACUGUGGUUUUCAUGGUCAGACAUACGGCGAUGGAAGCCCAGCAAAGGCCAUGACACACAGAAUGAAGAGUGUGCAUUCCUUGUACUGA
Molecule: messenger RNA, 1251 nt
Organism: Phaethon lepturus (White-tailed tropicbird)
Lineage: Eukaryota; Metazoa; Chordata; Aves; Phaethontiformes; Phaethontidae
Product: putative interleukin-17 receptor E-like
Exons: 15
Coding region: 1-1251 (416 amino acids)
Molecular function (GO): interleukin-17 receptor activity
Source: RefSeq, a predicted model, not a curated record